Didymosphaeria variabile is the source of this 3147-nucleotide messenger RNA. RefSeq lists its product as uncharacterized. NCBI's taxonomy places the organism in Eukaryota, Fungi, Ascomycota, Dothideomycetes, Pleosporales, Didymosphaeriaceae. Gene Ontology annotation, cellular component: ciliary basal body; intraciliary transport particle B; centrosome. The coding region runs from base 1 to 3147 and encodes 1048 amino acids. Gene Ontology annotation, biological process: cilium assembly; regulation of microtubule cytoskeleton organization; intraciliary transport. The transcript is spliced from 5 exons. The record is from RefSeq and is a predicted model, not a curated record. Gene Ontology annotation, molecular function: microtubule binding.
AUGCCUCCAGCUGAUUACUGGGAGGACGAGUGGUACAACGACCGACAACAGUUCACUGGCGGUGCUCGCCAUGUUCGUGCACCUUCGGCCCGGAGGUCUCGAGACAUCGAUGACUUUCGUCGCUCCGAGUUUCUGCUGGCACCUGAGGCCCGAACAACCACAAGCCUCCAUCGCACCCGUUCACAGGGUCACUCUCCGGCUCCCAAUGUGACCAUAUACAACACCACCCGCAUGGAUAACGAAAGUAGCCCGAACGUUCGCACUGAGCAAAAGAGCCCCGCAGUGAACCCUUAUGCCGAACCUCGUGGUCGGCCUCGCAGGAUGCCUGGAGAGUGGGGACUCGAGGACGAAAUCGCAGAGCUGCGGCUGGAUGUUCGCAAGCAGGCUCGGUCUGGCUCUCGAUCUAAGCACCACCACGAAGACCACCACGGUCAUGACUACGAUCAUUGGAAAUUGGAACAGGCGAACCAGCGCCUCAGGGAACAAGAAGAGAGGAUCGAGAUGGAAAGGCGCGAAGAGCUUAUCAAGAGGAAAAUGGAGCUCAAGUACAUGAAGGACAGGCACGAGCGUGACGAGGAGGAGGAACGCAUUAAGCGAGACGAGGAGCGCCUGAAGAGGGAAUGGGAGUUGAAGCAAGAGCGGGAGGAGCGAAAGAGAAUCGAGCGCGAGGAGGAUGCGAAGAGACAAGAGCACCGUCUCAAGAUGGAUUGGGAAUUGAAGUUGGAGCGCGAGACGAGGAAGAAAGAGGAAGAGAGGAGAGCAGAGGAAGAAGAGCGGAAAAGGCUCAUCGCGGAGAGUAUGGCGAAGGCCGAGAAACGAGCCAAAGAGCAAGACGAGGAGCGCCAGCGCAUCAUCGCUGAGAACACGUUGAAGCUUGAGAAGGCUGAGAGGGAGCGCAGAGCAGCACAGCAGAGAGCUGUCGAUGAGUACAACAAGGAGCGAGCCGAGAAAGAAGCCAAGGCGAGGGCAGAACGGGAGCGCGUGGUGGCCGAGUACGAGGCCAAGAAGGUACAUGAUGCAGUGGAAGCGAAACGGAAGCGUGAGGAGCUCGUUAUGCAGCUCAGAAUUGAAGAGGAGCAUCGGAAACAGAAGGAGAAGGAGGAGUAUGACCGCUUCUUAAUGAAGCAGAAGCAGAAGGAGGAAGAAGAGAAGGCGGCGAAACAGAAGCAUGAGAAGGAGCUCGAGGAGGCGAUGCGCCAACGCCUCGCUCACUUCGGCUUCCAGGAUAACCAGAUUCAAGCCAUGAUCAGGCCCGAGGAAGCCGCCAGACUCCAACAGGGCAUGUCGCCUGCGAAUCCGAUGCGCCUCGCCCCCCAGCCCACGUACGUCAAAGUGAGCAAGGAGCAUCUUGCUGUCGAUACGCUGGUGUACUAUGAUAUUCCAUAUGAGGUUGAUCGCGCCGACCCCAAUUACAUCAUCAUCAUGCGCGAAAUGGAGCCCCGCGAAACCGAGAUUCUGUUCGAGCAUACGCGUCGCCUUCGUUCUCGCGGAAGCUCUCGUCUUCUCAUCGAAGAGCGCCACGACAGCGGAAAGAACGACUAUGCUUGGAACUUCCAGAAGCAUUCCUCCGUCGAUCGGACCCUGCAACAGGAUCGCUUGGUCGGUCGUCAUUCGCCCUCGCAGGGCUUCAGAUCAUCUCCCGCUCCAAAUGUUGGCGCUUUAGACCAUGAGUUCGAGGCUUUCCAAGCAGGACAUGCUCUCCCGCCACAACCUCAGUUCCAACAACUCCCGCCGCAGUUCGCUCGUCCGCCUCAACCACAGUUCGCCCAAGCCCCUCAAGCGCCCGACUGGGCCUCCGACUUCCAGCGCCUGAACAUAUCGCAUGCCCCGCAAGUCCCGCAACAGCGCAUCACUUCGCCGAAUGCCGCAUCGUCAUGGCACCAGGACUUCAUGAGCCAGCAAAGCCCGGCUACGCAGUCGCCGGCCUUUCAGCAGAAUAUGGGUGGCAUGUCAGGAAUUGGCAUGUCGGGAUUCGCAAGACCUGGUUUCCAGCAGCCUGACUUUGGCAUGAUGAAUGGUGGUUCCAUGUCAGAAGUGGCGCAAGGCAAACAACGGGCGCAGGAAGCGAUACCGCAGUUCGACGAGGCAGCUUUCGAACAAGCUUUUGCAGAUGUGCAACAAGCAGAGGAGCAGGCUCUUGCGGAGAGUCUACGGCAACAGGAUUCGCAGAAAGUGGAGGCAGAAGCAGUGGAGCACACAGUAGAGGAUGAAGAUCCAGCGUUGAUACGAGUUCGGGAACAGCGACCGGCUGUCUACGCUGCCCUCAAGCUCCGAAGCGCCGUCGAUCUUGAUCAAGCAACCCAAGCCACGCCGUAUCUCACUGCUCUGGAGUCCAUGGAAACUAGCCACCAGUUGACUGAGGAUGCUAGCGAGGCGAAAUGGGUUGUUGACACAUUACAGAAAAUCGCCAACCGCGAAGCUCCUCAAGAGAUCAAGACGCGCUCAGAGCGGCUCAUAAGGAACAUCAAUGAGCGACUCAUGUCUUCGUAUCCGCUGCUGUCCACACCCGCUCCUAGCGGUCAGGAUGCCAUCUGGGAAGAGCUCGAGGCUGCGGGCUACACUAGAAGUCCCGUUUCGGAACAAGUACAACAGCCGCAACAAACCGAGGAAAAACAAGAGCAACAGCAGCCCAUGCACGAUGAAGAUGAAAUGGCACAAACAGCCGGCCGUCUCCUCGAGCGCGUCUCCGACAACACCAGCGAAAAGUUCCAAAACAGCCAAUUCCUCGAACUCAUGCGGCGCCUCCGUGACCGCGAAGUGCGUGUAGAAGGAGACAAGAUGGUCGAAGUCAGUACCGCCCAGUCUACUUCUGUUCCCUCACAGCCCGCUGCCCAAGAAUCCCAGCUCGCACCCCCAUACUCCGACGAAAGCCUAGCUGCCAGUAUCGGAGACUGGAACGAUAUCUCACAGGGUAUGGACUGGGGUUGGUCCGACCCGCCCUCACCCGUGCCGCAGACAACCAUACCGCCGAUCGACCCGAACAUCCUCGACCACGCGGCCACCGACUUUGAGACGCCUAUUUACUCAGGCGAGGGCCAGGAGUACGCCGCACCCGCUCUUUCGCGUCCGUCGACUAGUGGAAAUGUUACUGAUGAGGUGUCAGGUCAAUAUAGCUACUACAACGUCCACUCCACGUACCAUAGAUGA